AUGGCCCAAGCUUACGAAAACAAGUCAGCUGUUACCAUCGUAACAGUGGGACAUAAUGGGAGGCGAUGGGAUUGUACGUUAGAUACGUAUAUAACAGCCAUGCUCCGUCAAAUUUUUUAUCUUCACGCUAAACUCUUGCCACAAUGGGCUUUCUUAAAGAGCAAAGAGCAAAGUACAGAUCUUUACGGACAGGAAAGUCGACAAAGAAGAAUACCUAAACUACUUCGCAAUGAAGAGCCACUUCAAUCAUCCAGUUCGGCAUCUUCCCAACUACACAGUGCAAAAGCACUUCGCCUGCCAAUUCGAAAGGCUCUUCAUUCAGACAGCACUGUUCGAUCACAUGUUGUAACAUGCAGUCCUUUCGAAUCGGAUAUCAUAACAUCCGCUGUACAUCAAACAUGGUCUUGA
Messenger RNA from Sclerotinia sclerotiorum 1980 UF-70, 408 nucleotides. RefSeq lists its product with no specific name. The record is from RefSeq and is a predicted model, not a curated record. The transcript is spliced from 2 exons. The coding region runs from base 1 to 408 and encodes 135 amino acids. Lineage: Eukaryota; Fungi; Ascomycota; Leotiomycetes; Helotiales; Sclerotiniaceae.